UCAGCCGCAACGUUGAAACGCAAAUAUUGGUGGAAGAAUAUUAAGAUGAUCAUUAUAAUGUGUGCUAUUGUAGUGGUACUCAUCAUCAUUAUUGUCAUUUGGGCAUCAAACAAAUAA
This is a messenger RNA of Anisakis simplex (herring worm), 117 nucleotides long. Lineage: Eukaryota; Metazoa; Nematoda; Chromadorea; Rhabditida; Anisakidae. The record is from the annotation of a GenBank genome assembly.